AUGCAUGCAGCUCUCUCUCCUAAGCUCGAGGGUUCCGAACCUGACCUCGAGCGCAAUGAGGACCAUCGCUUCUUCAGGAACAAUACCGUCAGCAGCUUCUCCUGGCAUGAUCUCACCGUCACCGUCAAGGACCGUCACACUAAGCAGCCCCGGAACCUGAUCGAGGGAAUCAGCGGGUCGGUUCAACAAGGUGAAUUGGUCGCUCUGAUGGGCCCCUCAGGAUGCGGCAAGACUACCCUGCUGAACGUCCUGGCUCGUCGCGCGGCUUCAUCCGGGGCGAAGACCACCGGAAACUGCUACGUGAAUGGGACCGGGGUCGACAAUACAACAUUUGGUCGACUGACCUCGUACGUGGAGCAGGAGGAUGCGCUGAUCGGCUCCCUAACGGUGCGCGAGACCCUCAAGUUUGCUGCCGAUCUCUCCUUGCCUAGCUCGGUUACCAAGAUUCAGCGCGAGGAGCGCAUCCAGACCCUGUUACUCGCGUUUGGGAUUCAGAACCAGGCCUCCACCUUGGUGGGCACCCCCAUCCGCAAAGGCAUCAGUGGUGGCCAGAAACGGCGGGUCAGCGUGGCUAGUCAACUCAUGACCUGCCCGAAGAUUCUGUUCUUGGAUGAGCCUACUAGUGGACUGGAUUCGGCCGCGAGUUUCGAAGUGAUCAACUACGUCAAGAAGCUGGCUGUUGCCAACAAUCUCAUCAUCGUCGCCAGUAUCCAUCAGCCGUCGACAGCAACCUUCCAGCUCUUCGACAAACUCCUUCUCCUGUCAGAUGUCCCGAGCUACUUUGACAGCAUCGGCCUCACUCUGCCUGGGAACACCAACCCCGCCGAGUUCAUCCUCGAUCUGGUCAGCUCCGACUUUACCGGCAGCACGCAGGUCGCCUCCGAGGAACAAGUUCAGCAGAUUCAUCAAAGAUGGAGCAACUCCACGAUUGCUGCAUCGCUGAAUGAUAAGGGCUCGCAGCGGUCCAUUCUAUCCGAAAGUGAAGCAGGACAAAUUGAUGUCGAUGAUUUCAGCCAUCCGGGAAUCCCUAGCAUUACCCUCUCUCUCUUGCAUCGUUCCUUUAUCAAGAGUUAUCGCGAUGUUGUGGCAUACGGCAUCCGCAUUGUCAUGUACCUGGGGCUGGCUAUCAUGAUGGGAACCGUCUGGCUGCGUCUGCCUACGAAACAGUCUAGCAUUCAACCGUUUAUCAAUGCAAUUUUCUUCGGCUCCGCCUUCAUGAGCUUCAUGGCCGUAGCCUACGUCCCCGCCUUCCUCGAAGACCGCGCCACCUUUGUGAAAGAGCGCGCCAACGGCCUCUAUGGCGCCCUACCCUUCAUCCUAUCCAACUUUAUCAUCGGCCUUCCCUUUCUCUGUACGCCCUCCCCCUCCCCUCCCCCUCCCCAUCCCCAUCCCCAUCCCCAGACUAACAACCCAGUCCUUAUCUCCCUCCUCUUCUCCAUCAUCUCCUACUGGCUCUCCAACUUCCACCCCACCGCCACCUCCUUCUUCACCUGGGUCAUGUGGCUCUUCCUCGACCUCGUCGCCGCCGAAUCCCUCGUCGUCUUCAUGACCUCCCUCUUCCCCAACUUCGUCAUCGCCCUCGCCCUCGUCGCCUUCGCCAACGGUCUCUGGAUGAGUGUCGGCGGAUUCCUCGUCACCCCGACCAUUCUCAAUCCUUUUUGGAAAUACGUCUUUCACUAUAUCGAUUACCAG
Aspergillus ibericus CBS 121593 is the source of this 1692-nucleotide messenger RNA. RefSeq names its product putative ABC transporter. Gene Ontology annotation, cellular component: membrane. Gene Ontology annotation, molecular function: ABC-type transporter activity; ATP hydrolysis activity; ATP binding. The record is from RefSeq and is a predicted model, not a curated record. Lineage: Eukaryota; Fungi; Ascomycota; Eurotiomycetes; Eurotiales; Aspergillaceae. The transcript has 7 exons. The annotation marks the transcript as partial.